UCUCAGCAGCAACGUCAUGACCGACAAGGACGGCGCCGAGAAUAAGCAGAGCGCCGCCGGCCACGGAGGACCGCAGCAGCCGCCCCCCGCCUGCAAGAUGCCCCCCACGGCGCAGCGCCGCACCGGCUUCGGCAUCCAGGAGCUUCUGGGGCUCGGCAAGGAGCCUCCGCAGCCUCCGCCGCCGCCGCCGCCGCCGCCGGCCGUCGCCGCAGCGAGGCGGCCGCUGGAGGCCCUGCCCCGCCACCGGGGCCACGGCGUCGGCCUGCUGGGCCUCGACGGCGUGCGCUCGUUGUACAGCCAGCCGGCCUUCCUGGAGGUGCUCUCGGAGGCGCGGAAGGCGCACCUGCAGCCGCUGCACGUCAGGCCCGAGAUGCUCCGCUCGGCCAGCUCGGAUUCCGACGACGCGAGUCUUCCCUCCGGUGAGAAGCAGUACUCCAAAUCCUCCUUGAGCCAAAGCGGAAAAAGAAAGAAAAGACGCCACAGGACAAUUUUCACGUCCCAUCAGCUGGAGGAGUUGGAGAGAGCCUUCGACGAGGCACACUACCCGGACGUGUACGCCAGGGAGAUGCUGUCCGUGAAGACGCGGCUGCCGGAGGAUCGGAUCCAGGUGUGGUUCCAGAAUCGCCGGGCCAAGUGGCGGAAGCGGGAGAAGCGCUGGGGCCGCAGCAGCGUGAUGGCCGAGUACGGCCUGUACGGCGCCAUGGUGCGACAUUCCAUCCCGCUACCCGAGUCCAUCCUCAAAUCGGCCAAGGAGGGCGUGACGGAGUCGUACGCUCCGUGGUUACUCGGUAUGCACAAGAAGUCCGUGGAUUCGCCUCCGGACGAAAGAAGCGGCAGCACCGAGAAGCCGCCGAAACACGAGAAGGCGGACGCGGGGGCGCUCGAGGAAAAGGGGCGGGCGGACGGCGACAAAGACGAACUGCGGGCGCACAGUAUCGCCGUGCUGCGAGCCAAGGCGCAGGAGCACGGCGCCGAGAUGCUCGGCGCGCGCGCACGCGAGGACGAGGCCGAGCGCGGGACGGACGGCUGA
Molecule: messenger RNA, 1030 nt
Organism: Phycodurus eques (leafy seadragon)
Lineage: Eukaryota; Metazoa; Chordata; Actinopteri; Syngnathiformes; Syngnathidae
Product: visual system homeobox 2-like
Exons: 5
Coding region: 17-1030 (337 amino acids)
Biological process (GO): regulation of transcription by RNA polymerase II
Cellular component (GO): nucleus
Molecular function (GO): sequence-specific double-stranded DNA binding; DNA-binding transcription factor activity, RNA polymerase II-specific
Source: RefSeq, a predicted model, not a curated record